UCAGUGAAAAAUUGUUCCGAGACAUGGCUGAUCAUAUGGCAUCGGACGGUUAUCUUGAUGCUGGUUAUGAAUACAUUAUGAUCGACGAUUGUUGGGCUUCUAAAAAGAGAGAUAGUAAAGGAAGAUUAGUUCCAGAUCCCGAUAGAUUUCCAAGUGGCAUUAAAAAUUUAUCAGACUAUAUACACAGUAAAGGUCUUAAAUUUGGAAUUUACGCUGAUUAUGGAACCCUAACAUGUGCUGGUUAUCCCGGUAGUAAAGAGUACCUUAAAAUUGACGCUGACACCUUUGCAGAAUGGGAAGUAGAUUACCUAAAGUUUGAUGGGUGCAAUUCAGACUGGAUAUUUAUCGAUAAAGGUUAUAUUGAAAUGGGUAAACAUUUAAACUCAACAGGUCGCCCUAUUGUUUACUCAUGUAGUUGGCCUGCGUAUCAGGAACCAAAUGGAAUGCAAUCUAACUACACAGCUUUGGCUGAAACUUGUAAUCUUUGGAGAAAUUGGGACGACAUUGACGACAGCUGGGAAAGUGUCACAUCUAUAAUAAAGUGGUUUUCUGACAAUCAAGAUCGAAUUGGUCCAUUUUCGGCGCCUGGGCACUGGAAUGAUCCCGAUAUGCUUGUAAUUGGAAAUUUUGGAUUGAGUUUUGAACAAAGCAAAGGACAAAUGUCAGUUUGGUCGGUAAUGGCAGCUCCAUUGAUAAUGUCAGUGGAUUUAAGAACGAUUGAGCCUAAAUUUAAAGCAAUUCUCCUCAACAAAGAUGCUAUUGCGGUAAAUCAAGAUCCCUUAGGUGAAAUGGGUCGGCUAGUACUAAAGAAAAACAACAUUUAUAUAUGGACGAAGCAGCUAACACCCAAAGAUGAUGGCAGAAAACCUUACGCCAUUGCCGUACUAAGUCAAAGAACCGAUGGAUAUAAAUACAGAUUGGAAUUUACUUUAAAAGAAUUGAAUAUUACCAGUCCAAAUGGAUUCUUUAUAAAGGAUAUUUUUGAUCAAAAUAAAUCUGUGGCAUCCAUAACAGAUGAUGAAGCAUUCGUAUUAAGAAUGGCACCAACAGGU
Messenger RNA from Diabrotica balteata, 1052 nucleotides. The record is from the annotation of a GenBank genome assembly. Lineage: Eukaryota; Metazoa; Arthropoda; Insecta; Coleoptera; Chrysomelidae.